AUGCAUAGUGUAAAAUGGCAGCGCACUGCUCUGCUGCAGAGGGAGGCCUUCCUCUUACGUCAGCGCGUCUCCUCGCGCAUGCUCCGCUCGGCCCGUGCAGCCGUGACAAACAUGAGCGCGGAGAUGCGGGGACUGCUACCUUUCUCCCUGGGCCUUAGCGCUCUCCGGACCGGACAACAAGCUGCCAGGGCGGGCGGCUUCAAGUGCGAGCUUCACGGAACUCGGUCUGUAAACAAGGCACAGCCAACCUUUGGGCUGUUGUUUGACAUAGAUGGCGUCCUUGUCCGAGGAAGAAUGCCAAUCCCUGCUGCUAAAAAGGCCUUUUCGAAGCUAGUGGACUCAAAAGGACAGUUUGUGGUGCCCGUUGUGUUUGUCACAAAUGCCGGGAACUGCCUCCGACAGACUAAAGCCGCACAGCUCUCGCACAUUCUGGGGGUGCAGAUUACAGCGGACCAGGUGAUCAUGUCCCACAGUCCUCUGAGGAUGUUCAAAAAGUACCACAACAAGUGUGUGCUGGUGUCAGGACAAGGGCCGGUCCUGGAGAUAGCAAAAAAUUUAGGCUUUAAUAAUGUGACCAGUGUUGAUAUGCUGAGGGAGACCUUCCCCUUAUUAGACAUGGUGGACCACAACAGAAGACCCAAACUCCCAUCCACUCCCAUCAGUAAUCUCCCUCAGGUUGAAGCUGUGAUUCUGUUUGGGGAGCCCAUCAGAUGGGAGACCAACCUUCAGCUCAUCAUCGAUGUUCUGUUGACCGGGGGAAACCUGAGCCGGGUUCACCAAACGCAGAAGACUCCUCACUUGCCUUUGCUGGCCUGCAACAUGGACCUCAUGUGGAUGGCAGAGGCCCAUUCACCACGGUUUGGCCAUGGGACAUUCCUCGUUUGCCUUGAAAAUAUUUAUAAGAAGAUCACUGGUGAAGAGCUGAAGUACGAGGCCCUCAUGGGGAAACCGAGCGAGCUGACGUACCACUUUGCAGAGUACAUGAUCCGCUGUCAGGCCACGGAGCGGGCGUGGACCAGUCCCAUCACCUCACUCUAUGCCAUAGGGGAUAACCUCAUGACCGACAUAUACGGUGCCAACCUCUACAACCGCUACCUGCAGGAGCGACUCUCCCGGAAGAACCCCAAAGCCGUGGCGAAGCUGGCCACCGCGGCGGGAUCCACCACGGCCGCCAUUCCGCACGUGGAGGAGGCGGAGAACAUGUGGGAGAGCGAGUUCGCCUUGCCCUCCGCCACGUCCUGCAAGUCCAUCCUGGUCUGCACCGGAGUCUACAACCCCCAGGCCGAGGUGCCCCCCGACGCCAGCCAGUGCAUCCAGGAGACGGUCUUCCACGGCCACAGGGACUUCAGGUUCGACCCGGCGCUGGUGGAGCCGGGGCAGAUUGUGAACGACGUGUUGGAGGCCGUAGAGGCGGUCUUUGAGAAGGAGAAGUUUUUGCUUCAGUAG
Molecule: messenger RNA, 1446 nt
Organism: Knipowitschia caucasica
Lineage: Eukaryota; Metazoa; Chordata; Actinopteri; Gobiiformes; Gobiidae
Source: the annotation of a GenBank genome assembly